This is a messenger RNA of Corythoichthys intestinalis (scribbled pipefish), 1936 nucleotides long. It is a transcript of the gene prmt6, whose product is annotated as protein arginine methyltransferase 6. The transcript has a single exon. The record is from RefSeq and is a predicted model, not a curated record. Bases 38 to 1096 code for a protein of 352 amino acids. Gene Ontology annotation, molecular function: protein-arginine N-methyltransferase activity. Gene Ontology annotation, biological process: peptidyl-arginine methylation. NCBI's taxonomy places the organism in Eukaryota, Metazoa, Chordata, Actinopteri, Syngnathiformes, Syngnathidae.
UGCCGUAGCGUUACACUUCCAUAUCCCGGUGGUAGACAUGUCUCGCGCGGCAAAAAAACGAAGAUUAGAUAAAACCCGACAGGACAGCCUAUAUUUUGAUAGCUAUUCCGAUGUGACUGUUCACGAAGAAAUGAUAGCGGACCAUGUACGAACUAACACGUACAGACGGGCCAUUCUGAAGAAUAGCGAAUCUAUUCACGGUAAGGUUGUGCUGGACGUGGGGGCAGGGACCGGCGUUUUGAGUAUGUUCUGCGUCCAAGCCGGUGCAAGAAAAGUGUACGCCGUGGAAGCGUGUUCUAUCGCGGAGCAAGCUGUGAAAAUAGUCAAACACAACAACAUGGAGGAUAAAAUUGAAGUCAUUCGAGGGACUAUUGAGACUGUGGAACUACCGGAAAUGGUGGAGGUGAUUGUGAGCGAGUGGAUGGGUUAUGCCCUCCUGCACGAAUCCAUGCUAAACUCCGUCUUGUACGCGCGCGACAAGUGGUUGAAAAAGACUGGAGGUAUUAUUCUGCCCAACAAAGCUGAACUCUUCAUCACGCCCAUUUGCGAGCCGGUGGUGGAGGACCGCUUACACUUCUGGUAUAAUGUCAAAGACCAGUACGGCGUCGACAUGUCAUGUAUGAGUGACUUUGCCAGGAAAUGUAUAAAGAACUCGGACAUUUCUGUCAGCCCGGUGACUGCCGAGGACGUGUUGUCCCACCCGGCCCGGUUCGCUGAGUUGGACCUACACACGGUCACUGUGGAGCAGCUGCAGUCAGUCAAGGGUCAUUUCAAGUGCGAGUCUUUCGGCUCGGCUUCCGUCAAUGCAUUUUGUGUCUACUUCACGGUGUCGUUCCCGUGUCCGGACAAACCGCAACCUCUCGUUCUUUCCACGUCCCCAUUCAAUCCCGAGACCCACUGGAAGCAAGCGGUUUUGUACCUGGAUGAGCCGGUGGACGUAGUUCAAGACACACCGGUGAUUGGGGAGGUCAAUGUGUACCCCUCGGAGGAAAGUGACCGACAUGUCUGCAUUCACCUUGAGUACACGAUUGGAAACCAAAAAACACACUCCAAGACUUUUUCUAUCCCUGACUGGACCUCGGAAACGCUAUCAUAGUAUACAAGCUGACAAAUGUAAAACAACUCUGACUAAUAAGGGCUUUAUGGGGUGUGCUAGUACAUUGUCCUUUCACAGAUUUAAUACGGGCUAGAAAAUUAUUUCUUUUUUUGUCGUCAUGCAUGCAUCUUUUUUUCUCUUCAUCAUACAUUUCUAUCUGCGAUAUACAAUACCCCCAAAAAGUUCAGUUACUUCUCUGCCAGGCCUUGUUUCGCUGGAAUCUCCAGUCAUGACAGUUGUCAUCGUCAUGUGUGCGUUAGAUUUUAGAUGUUUCCAUCUCCAGUAUAUUGACUUCAAAGUUCAGUUGUAUUUAAAAAGACCUUCAACAUCUCAUAUUUUCCUUCUACAAAAUCUACAGAGUGCAGUGUAAAAAGCAAUUUUCCAACAUCUUGAGUGCAUUGCAAUGUAUGUGUGAUAUUUCCCCCUACAUAGUUUUUAUUUUUUAACUGUCAGUUCAUCACAAAUGAAUAAAAUUUGGGAAACGGGCGAACAAAUUAAAUAAAUGGUUUGACUUCACUUUGGAUUGUGUUCUUUCACUUGUAAAAAAAAAAAAAAAACCUGUAAAUGACCCUAAGCAGUACCUCGUGGGCUCUAGUAUGAUUACUUGAUUACUUCAAAUAUCAUAUUUUCGUCAUUUAAUGCUGACUAGAAAUUUUCAGAUGAUUAAUAGUUAGUCAUACAACACACGCACUAAUUCAAGACGUAAUAUUGUAAUUGUCUGGUGUAGGGCUGCAGCUAUCGAUUAUUUUGGUGGUCGAUUAAUCAACUAGUUUGAGUAAUCGAGUUAGGAAUAUUUAAUGUGUUGCAUAAUACAUUUUAGGAGAUGUAAAGACAAAGGUU